AUGAUUUAAAGUUAGCCAUAUCAAUACCGCUUUGGAUCAGAACCUCUACACAGCAUAGUCAAAAGUCUAAAUCUGCCCAUUUAAUUUGAAUACGUUCAAGAAAUCUGCAUUUUUGAAUAAUUAAUAAAAUUAGUUGAGAUUUCAGAAAAACUAGAAAAUUAUAGCAAAUAUUUCACAAAUUCAAUCAAUAAAUUAGAAUAGCUCAAACCCUUUUAUUAAACUAUUCAAUCAUCUUUUCAUUAAGGAGUCGACAAGAAAAAUGAAAUCUGUGAACAUUGUCAUAAUAUCUAAAAUUAUAUUAUCCAAAAUCAAUUCAAAUACUUAGAACAUGAGAAAUUGCUUUCAGUAUCAGACUUGCUAUUAGUGGAGUUAUUGGAGAUUGUUAACAAUAUGUAUCCCAAUAUACUCUACAAUCACUAUCAAAUUUUGUAUUAAUUUUUAGCAAAAGUCUUAUCCAACAAUGUAUUGUAGAAUUACUACUUCAAUGUGGAUUUCAUGAUGAAGGAUUUCUCGCCCAAUAUUAAGAAUGCUCAAAAUAUUUUGAAAGGAAUCAUAUAGACUAAUUUACCAACUUUCCAUGAUUUUGCCCAAUGUCAAGGAAUAUUGUAUAGGUACAAGGAGGAUGGCAAAUAAUUCCCAGAUAAUUGCCCAGUUAGCUUGUUUCCCUUAUAUGUAUAAUAUUAAUCUAUUGAUUAGAUAAACUACGAUAUAAUUAAUGAUCUAAAGAAGAAAACGAUCUUAUAGUAAAAGGUGGUUGCCAAGAUGGGUAUGGAUUUUGAAUGGUACACAAGUAUAUUGGGAAGAUUGGCAAAGCAUGAUGAAUUCAUAAGAAGAAUGAUUUCAAUAUAAGCCAAGGUAGAAAAAUCAGAAACAAAAUGCCCUUAUACAAUUUGCAUUGUAAGGAAUGAUUUUUUGCACCAUGCUUCUUUGAAUCAAUGGAUGCAAGUAGAAUAUAAUUGCAUUGCCAUAAGUUUUGGGUUUAUCUCAGAUAGAGUUCAGAAGUACCAUUCACUCCUAUUUGAUUCUUAUUAUAAGUAAAUAAGAGAGAAUUACAAAGUAAAAGUGAAACAAGAUUUAAAUCAUGAUAUAAUGGUUGAUGCAUUACACAAAGCAUAUGGAUUGUACAAUAAUAAAAAUGCCAUUGUUCUAAUAAUAACAGCAGAAUUUGAAGGGAAUAUAUAUGAUUAGAGAUACAUAGAAAAAGGAUUAGCGAAAUUAGGAAUUUUAAGUAAAAGAACUACAUUUCUAAGACUUAUCGGGAACAUUACAUCAGAGAAUGGAAUUCUAAGGGCAUUUGGAUAAGAAGUAGCUUUGGUGUAUUUUAGAACUGGAUAUACCUUUGAUCAAUAUGAUAAUGAAGUAUAUAUUGAUAUCAUUUCAGGAAUGCUGGAGUAUAAGAGAGAUGAUUGAAUUAAGUAAAGCACUCAAAUGUCCAAGUUUGAAUACUUAGUUGGUGAAUUUUAAGAAGCUUUAACAAAUUUUAUUAGAUGAAACUUAAAUCUAGAAGUUUUUGAACAAAGAUGAAGCCAAACUAAUAAGUGAGAAUUAUUGUAAAAUUUGGGGUUUUGAUCAUGAAGACUAGCACGAAAAGGUAAUCCAGAUUCAUUUAAUAUUAUAUUAGUUGAUUGAAAUGAUCCAAUAGAAUCCUCAUGAUUAUGUGUUAAAGCCAUAAAGAGAAGGAGGAGGAAACAAUUAUUAUGAUGAUUAAAUCAUUCCUGAACUAUUAAAAUUGACUCCUGAGUAAAGAACUGAGUUUAUUGUAAUGGAAAGAAUCAAACCUAUACCUAGGAUCGGAUUCCUGAUGAGAAGAGGACAAUUAGAUAUCUAAGCUGUGAUAAGUGAAAUCAGUGUUAUUGGUUAUUUUAUAAAUGAGGGAGAGAAGAUAUUGGUGAAUGAAGUCGGUGGGUAUCUUGUUAGGACAAAAAGAUACUUGGAUAAUGAAGGAGGAGUGGCAGCAGGUUAUGCAGUGGUAGACUCUUUUAUGGUAUCUGAUAGUUGAUUGAUGG
Paramecium octaurelia is the source of this 2006-nucleotide messenger RNA. The record is from the annotation of a GenBank genome assembly. Lineage: Eukaryota; Ciliophora; Oligohymenophorea; Peniculida; Parameciidae.